Molecule: messenger RNA, 2573 nt
Organism: Esox lucius (northern pike)
Lineage: Eukaryota; Metazoa; Chordata; Actinopteri; Esociformes; Esocidae
Gene: frzb
Product: frizzled related protein
Exons: 6
Coding region: 528-1481 (317 amino acids)
Biological process (GO): canonical Wnt signaling pathway; non-canonical Wnt signaling pathway
Cellular component (GO): cytoplasm
Molecular function (GO): Wnt-protein binding
Source: RefSeq, a predicted model, not a curated record
CAGGCGGAGACAUAAUGAUGAUGAUGAGAACAUUUGUAGAGGGUAAAAAGCUGGUUCCGCAGAAUGAGGUCACUCCGAUUCCAGCGAGCAAUCACUGAGGAAACUGGUCUGGGAAAGGGAUAGAGAGCGGAGCCACCAAACCACUCAACUCCACUCCACCCGAAUUAUGAUCACUCUCGCGGCAAUGGAAUAGCCUAAACAACAAACGAACAGUGGGAAAACUAAAGGAAUCUUCUAUUCGACGCCUGUGAGAAUUUCUAUUCGAAUAGGCUACUUUGCUAUUUUGCUUUAACGAUGAAAGAUGACUUUCGUUCCUCGUUCCAAGCCUUCAACGUGACGCAAAGUUUGGACUAGUCCAGGUAGACAUCCAUUACGACAGCGAAUUUAAGGCGAUAUAUUUUAGUAUUGCAUUAGCCUACCUAAGCGUUAAUGUUUAUCCAUGCAUAUGCCUACUUCAUAAACAGGCGUUGCAUUUCGAUUUCUUGAUAAAUUAUUAUCCAAACCCACCUGUCUGAAUAUAACACAGAAUGAUAAUGUUUUCCCACGAGUUCUUCGUCUCCUUUCUCGCGGUGACCAGUCUGUUUGGGAUACCCAGAGCGUCGGCGGCGGCAUGCGAACCCGUUCGGAUCCCGCUUUGCAAGAGCAUGCCCUGGAACAUGACGAAAAUGCCCAACCACCUACACCACAGCACACAAGCGAACGCAGUCCUAGCCAUUGAGCAGUUUGAAGGACUCCUCGGGACUCAGUGCAGUCCAGAUUUACUGUUCUUCCUGUGUGCCAUGUACGCUCCAAUAUGCACUAUUGACUUCCAACACGACCCCAUCAAGCCCUGCAAGUCGGUGUGUGAGCGAGCAAAGUGCGGCUGUGAACCGGUUAUGAAACGGUACAAUCACACCUGGCCAGAAAGCUUGGCCUGCGAGGAUCUGCCCGUCUACGACCGAGGAGUCUGUAUUUCACCUGAGGCCAUUGUCAAAGCGGAAGGACCAGACCCCUACCACCAAGACCCCUCAAAAUGCUCACCUGAAUCAACUCCUGACUUUCCAAGUGAUUCUCACAAUGUCCACUGUAAAGGAGCCAACAAUGAUCGAUGCAAGUGCAAGGCCGUCAAACUUACUCUCAAGACCUACCAAAGGAAUAAUUACAACUACGUGAUUCGUGCCAGGGUGAAGGAGAUCAGGAGCAGGAACCAUGACCUGAGUGCCAUUGUGGAAGUGAAAGACGUCCUGAAGUCUUCGUUAGUUAACGUCCCACGUGAUAUAGUCACUCUGUAUUAUAACUCUGGCUGUCUAUGUCCUCCUCUCACUGCCAACGAAGAGUACAUUAUCAUGGGUUAUGAGAAUGAGGAGAGAUCUCGGCUCUUGCUCAUUGAAGGCUCCGUUGCCCAGACGUGGAAGGACCGUAUGGGUAAGAAGGUGAAGCGUUGGGAUCAGGUACUGAGGGAAAAGAGUCGUGGAAACUCGGGGAAAAGGAACCGCCACUGAUCAACCAAGACGUGUCCCUGUGAAAUGUAAUGUCAUAUGGAACAGUUCGAGGAGACAGAAAGAUAUAAAAAAGGUGGCUGCAGAAAGAAAACUGAGAAAUUGCACUAUUGCACGUUUAUUUUUUUUUAACCAUUGUCACGUUUUGAAUAACGAGUUGUAGCUGAAUGUAGAUUUUGUAGUUGUUGCUUUGUUUUUAAUGCGUUUCGUUUAUAACUAUUAUUAAUAUUUUUUUAUUUUAGAAGUUGUCAUCUUUUUGGCAUGAACACAAUGUUCAUUUAAAUGCGCAGAACAUUUGUAUACAGUUGAAGGGGACUCUGCUGGAAGAGCAACAAUCCCAAAUGGCAUCCUGUUAUCUAUUUGGGAUACUUCAGUGUCUAAGAACAGUGUAAUGUCAGAAGCACUCUAAAUAGAAAGGAUUUAUAUUUGUCUAGCAGCUAGAUGCAUUUCCAUUACGUGGAUGUCUCUAUGUUACCAAAGUGCUGUAAUAUGAUGGGUUGCUCUGUUAAGCUUUAUAUCUUUCGAAGGAAACACAAACGAGUUGUAAUCUGGCUACAGCUGCAAUUAAUUUCCCCCUAAAAGAGGAUUCAACACAUUUCAGAGGAGUAAAGUGAACAAGGGAUUUGGGAGGAGAUGAGAGAGGGAAGGGGGAAAUAUUUGGGCAGUAUCUAAAGAAUGAUCUUAAGAGGACAGAGUAUAUAAUUUCACUGAUGACAACACAACACAGAACAACAUUGAGCUAUUGACAUAUUUACUGCAUUCCAGGGAAUAUCUUUCCCGGUUUACUUCUCUCUUAGUUCUUUCUCAAACAAAAACUUUCAAUUACUUUGUUUAUUUUUGUCGUCCUUAAGAGCUCAGAUGUAGCAUGUUGAUUUACAAAGUGUCUUUCAUACAGCCAUUUUUGGUGCUUUGGGUUUUCUAAACCAAACUGCAGAUCUGUACUUCUCAUACAUAUGAGUCUGGUUUGUUUUUUACAGAACAUUUCCAACUGACAUGCAUCAAUCUUUGAAAUGCCAACCACCACUCAAUUGUGAUUGUAAAUCUGAUUUCAGUGCUUUAUUAAACAUUGUCUGGCGGGUGUCACGACCAACUCAU